Messenger RNA from Benincasa hispida (wax gourd), 504 nucleotides. The record is from RefSeq and is a predicted model, not a curated record. NCBI's taxonomy places the organism in Eukaryota, Viridiplantae, Streptophyta, Magnoliopsida, Cucurbitales, Cucurbitaceae.
AUGAAGUACAACUUGGAGGCUAUCUGCAAGCACAAUGUUGACCGUAGUCGUAACCAAUUGGUUGAAAACUUGAAAUCAACAUUGUGUACUUUGGCUUCGAUGAAUUGCUCCAAUACAUCAGUCAGAGUUCAAAUCGACUUAGAAGACUCCGGAUUGCAUUUUGCCAUGACAUUUCAGACAAGAGAUUGUCUGAAGCAGUUUCAAACCAUCCAUUGUUCAUUUUUUGUGGAAACUUUGAAAGCUGUUGGACAGUGUUGCCCUCUUCUGAAAUUGCUGAAACUGAACAAACAGUUCUCCGGAGGGAUGUUGGGACAAAAAUGUGCUGAUAAGAUCAAAAUUUUGCAUCUAGCUCAUGAUCACGACGAUGGUUAUUCUAGUGAAAUUAGCUUUGUUAGUGAUCGUGAUCAUUAUGACGAUGGUACUGGCAACCACUUUGGUUUUCCAGGGUAUGUCAAUUACUCUGACUAUGAGGACUUCACAAAACUCGAUUUAUUUGACCAAUGA